Molecule: messenger RNA, 489 nt
Organism: Ilex paraguariensis (yerba mate)
Lineage: Eukaryota; Viridiplantae; Streptophyta; Magnoliopsida; Aquifoliales; Aquifoliaceae
Source: the annotation of a GenBank genome assembly
AUGCUGGGCGACGCCAAAGUCCAUGAUUUGGGUGAGACCCUCAGUGGCAACAUCACAGGAGAGGUAAGAGGCAGGGACAGCGCUCAAGAAAUCGUCUCGCAGCAUGACAGGGUCGACAACGAGGUAUCCCAUGGAUGGUAUUGUAAGAAAAACCCAUCGGUAGAGGAGCCGAGCAAUGCCAGUGCAUGGAAUCAGCCGCUGGGCAGCUUUGGGGAGAUGCUGGGCGACGCCAAAGUCCAUGAUUUGGGCGAGACCCUCAGUGGCAACAUCACAGGAGAGGUAAGAGGCAGGGACAGCGCUCAAGAAAUCGUCUCGCAGCAUGACAGGGUCGACAACGAGGGGGAGACUGGCCUCGGUGGUGGUGAUGCACUAGGCACAGACAUCGAUGGAGAAGGCGCUACUUCGAGUCAUUUGGGUGAGGUCUCAGGUCACUCUAGCUACGUCUCGGGUUGCUCAGGCGGCGACCAGCAUCUCGGGUCGCUCGGGUGA